Messenger RNA from Nymphaea colorata (pocket water lily), 1216 nucleotides. RefSeq lists its product as uncharacterized. The record is from RefSeq and is a predicted model, not a curated record. Gene Ontology annotation, molecular function: rRNA (uridine-2'-O-ribose)-methyltransferase activity. Bases 108 to 815 code for a protein of 235 amino acids. Gene Ontology annotation, biological process: RNA methylation. NCBI's taxonomy places the organism in Eukaryota, Viridiplantae, Streptophyta, Magnoliopsida, Nymphaeales, Nymphaeaceae. The transcript is spliced from 6 exons.
UGGAUCUCAAAUCAAAACUAGGGAAGGGGUAAUCAAAUGCCCGGUUGGGGUAACGGGGGGAUCCCUUCUCCGAAAGAGAGAGAGUGAGUAAGAAGGAGGAUUUCACCAUGAGCGGUCUGGGAACGCCCGACUUCUUCUAUAGAGAAGCUCAGCGCCUAGGCUAUGUCGCACGGUCGGCGUUCAAACUGCUACAAAUGCAGAAGCAGCAUAAAUUGAUUGCUCCAGGUGAUUCCGUUCUUGACCUCGGAUGCGCUCCUGGUGCUUGGCUUCAGGUGGCGUGCCAGAGUUUGGGUCAUCUGAAGAAUGGCGGAGCAGUUGUUGGUAUUGAUUUGAAGAAGGUGAAAGUUCCGUCCAUCCACUGUGACUCUCGUGUGCAAACGGUUUCAGCCGACGUGAUGGAGCUAUCAAGGGAACAAGUUAUGGCAUUCUCUCCUAAGGGGAAGGGAUUCUCAGUUAUUCUAUCUGAUAUGUGUCCCUCUGUUUCUGGGAUCUCAAUGAAAGACACUAUUCUGUCUGGGGAAUUGGCAAAACGAGCACUUCUUUUGGCAAUUGGCAGGAACAGAUUAUCAGGCUUGGACGAGUACAGUUUCUUGUUUGAAUCAGAAGACGCCUCUAGAGAUGAUCCAGAUGCAGGUGUUCUACAACCAAAGGGCAAUCUUGUCAUGAAGCUUCUUGAGAGUGAAGAAAACCAAAGAUAUAGGGAUGUGUGCAGGCAGCACUUCCAGAAGGCAUCAUGGUUGAGGCCUAAAGCUACAAGAUCUUCAUCCAAGGAGAUUUAUUUGGUUUGCCUAGGGUUGGGGAAGGCCAAAAGCUAAGCAUAAUGACGCAGUCUCGCUCAUGAGUUCCUCUUAACGGCCUAAAUCAUUUACUAUGAAGUCAAAAGUACGGAUAUAAUGCCACCUGUCAAAAUCCGAAUCUCAUCACCUGCCUGUCAUUAGAGUCUGCAACAAAAGAUCAUUCUGAAGAUUUACUUGCAGGUGCAUAAAAGCUCAUGACAAAGGAUCCAUUGCUUGCUCAUCAGGUGAAAAAGCAAGGUGGAGCACCUUCAUGGUUACCUGUUCUUCAAUCAUGACCAUCUAUGACAACCUUUGAAUCUUUGAUCCUAAAUUUGCACUUUCUAGCAAAACAAAGUCUGGCGUGGUUGUUGUAUCUUUUCAUACUGAGUUGACUGAUGCUGACACCUGUUCAAAUAUAUGGAGUCAUAUAUGAACUGGAA